This is a messenger RNA of Miscanthus lutarioriparius, 324 nucleotides long. NCBI's taxonomy places the organism in Eukaryota, Viridiplantae, Streptophyta, Magnoliopsida, Poales, Poaceae. The record is from the annotation of a GenBank genome assembly.
AUGCCGGUGCCCACCACCAACUGCCGCGCCUGCUACGAGUACGAGCGCCGCGAGGGCUGCUCGCGUGUGGCGGGCGACGAGGAGGACGACGUCGACGACCUGGAGGGCGAGUUCGUCCUUCAGGACGGCGACGCGGGGCACGACGACGACCCGCAGUACGUCGCCGAAUCCAUGCUCAGGGCGGAGAUGAGCUACGGCCGUGGCGGGGACAUGCAUCCUGGCUUCAUCCCCGCCUCCAAUGUGCCGCUCCUCACCAACGGUCAGAUGGUUUUCGCCUAUCGGUCCAGAGGAGCUCGUGCGGCCCGUCAAUGGCGGGUGCCGUGA